Podarcis muralis (Common wall lizard) is the source of this 5095-nucleotide messenger RNA. Its product is annotated as prominin-1-A-like. Gene Ontology annotation, cellular component: cilium; cell surface; prominosome. Gene Ontology annotation, molecular function: cholesterol binding. The record is from RefSeq and is a predicted model, not a curated record. Lineage: Eukaryota; Metazoa; Chordata; Lepidosauria; Squamata; Lacertidae.
CGCGCGUGGUUUGGGCGGCUUUCUGAAUCCAUCUGCCUCUCCCCGGCCUGAGCGCGACCAAGCGUGGGAUCUCUCGGGCUGGCUGAGGGGAGGGAGUCGGAGCGCGCGCGCGCGCGAGGAGAAGUUGAGACUUUCCUAACUCCCUCCCGGGCGGCGGACAGUGGCGCUUGGCGGGUCGCGGGGAGGGCGAGUCCGUGCCUCCCUCACAGCCGGUGCUGAGCUCCGUGGCGCCGGCGGCAGCGCCGCUUACUUCCUCCUCCUCCGUGCCGCUUCGUUGGGGCGCCGCAGGCAGGCAGUUGAGCUCCCUGGUCUGGUGGGGCAAAAUUCUCAAAUCCUUUGCAUCCAAGUGAAGGGUGAAAAGAAACCAUUGCAGAGGCCAGCUGUCCUUCUAGGGCACUGCACGGGCAGGGAUUCCUGUGAAGGAAAUGAUCUGAAGCUCCUCAGGAUCUUUCUGAGCUUGCCCAGGAACUUUGAAAGGGCCCUGCAUUUCUACUACCAAGAUGGCUCUGCAAAACUUCACACAACCUCAAUAUCACCCACAGCCCACUGGCCCAAGUGGUGGUCUGCUGGGCUUGUACAGUAUGGUGCACUCCUUCCUAGGGAUGGUACAACCCAACACCUUCCCAGCAGAUCUUCUGACUCGCCUGAUCCAGUGCCAGGUUAAUUUCACAGACCCAGCAGCGUAUAAAGAGAUGUUUGUAUACCAAGCAGGCUUCCUCGUUUGCCUUGUCAUUGGUCUUCUUUUCAUCAUCCUUGUGCCCCUGGUGGGUUUGUUCUUCUGCUGCUGCCGCUGCUGUGGACACUGCGGCGGCUCCAUGUACCAGAAGCAGACGAAAAACACCAAUUGCAAGAGGCGGACGUUAUUUGCAUUCCUGCUAGCUGUCUCUACCAUUCUCGUGGCUGGGGAUAUUUGUGCGUAUGUCAGCAACCGUCAGAUAUCACAGGGAAUCAGUGGAGGCUUCAUCACUUUUAACAAUACGAUGGACAACCUGUUCAUGUUCCUGAACUCUAUCCCUAAGGAGAUUAAUGACAUCAUUGACUCCAGUUCGGUGCCACUGAAGCAAGCCAAUCAGAGCCUGCAAGAGAUUGGGCAGACUUUGGGAGACAAGAUCAAGAAUCAAAUAGGUGGACGAGUAAACGAAGCACUGGACGAUGCUGAACAUCUUCUCAAUGUGACUAGCUCUGUGGAAAAAGAGCUCCGGGCAGUCAAUGAGUCAACAAAUCACUUGCGGGACCUUCAGGAACAGCUGAGCCAAAACCUGACCGCCUUGAGCACUGAUAUCAACCAGACUUUGAAAGACUGCGGUGAACCUUGCAAGGGUGUCCCAAUGUGGAACCUGGAGCCUGGGGCCAAUCUCAGUGCGGUUCCGGAUGUCAGCCGCCCACUCCAGCUGUUGACCAAUCUGACAGACUCAAACCCUCAGGACACCAUUGCAAAGGCAAGAAAAGUUCUGGCUGAUAUUCCAAAGAAGGUGUCUGAACAAACAAAAAAAGUGGUGUCUGAAGGAGAGGCUCGCCUCCGUGAUGUUGAGCAAGCGAUUGAAGAUAGCCGUAGCAACUUUUCCACACUGAGCAGAAUGGGGAAUAUCUCUCAGUCCAUGACAGAUGUUGUCAGUUGGGCGAGUACCUAUGAGCCAGAUAUUGUCACCUAUGAUAGUUACAGGUGGAUUGCUGGCCUUUGCCUCUGCUCUCUGGUGCUCGUGAUCAUUGUAUUCAACGUGCUGGGCCUGUUGUUUGGGGCACUUGGGCUAAACCCGCGAGAGAUGCCUACCAAACGGGGCUGCCUCGCAAACACUGGUGGAGGCCUCCUCAUGGCGAGCGUUGGGUUCAGCUUCAUAUUUUCAUGGCUGCUGAUGCUGCUGGUUCUACUGACAUUUUUAAUUGGGGGAAGUAUGUACACAGUGGUGUGUCGGCCAUGGGCCGAUGGGCAUCUCCUUCAGUUUCUGGACACACCAGGGUUGUUUCCUGAAUUCAACUUGACACGGCUCUUGCAUUUGAAGAGUUCUGAUGUGAACCUCUCCAGCUUGUACAAGAACUGUGAAAACAAUGCCCCCUUGUGGAGCACCCUUCACCUGGGUGAGGUCAUCCCUCUGGAUGAGAUCCUAAACACCAGCAAGUACACCGGUAAUAUUGAUGCAGCCUUAAAAAAAAUAAAUAUCACUUUGGGCUCCACUGACCUCCUGAAGGAUGAGCAGAAGCGUCGCCUGCAGGAACUGGGCUCAAAGGAUGGGCUGAACCUGAAUUUUUCCAGUGCUCUGAAACAAAUCAAUGAGACUGUGACAAAACAUGACCUGUCUUCAUUGGCAGCGGUUCUAGAUAAAUUGGCAGAAAACACAACAAUUAAUGAGAAAGCUCGGAACGAUUUUCAACUGGAGGCCAGAAGGCUGAGGAAGCUCCAGAAUUGGGUCAAUGACACGUUUCCUCCUCAGAUGCACAUCCUGAGAAGCAGCAUUCGAAAACUACAGAAGUCUGUCCCUCAGAUUCCGGGUACAGCGAACGCCACGUUGUCAAAAAUAGAAGAUGCUCAGAUAUUUAUGAAGUGGCAGGCGCAGGACAUUGUCAAAAACGAGACUUCAGCUUUCGUGAAAACUCUGCUGGGUUUAUUUGAAUCAUAUAUAGACUGGGCAAAGAGUACCAUCAAAGAGCAAGUGGGCCGCUGUGGCCCUGCAGCCUGGGCACUGGAUAGUGUGAAUACCGUGGUCUGCAGCUGCGUUGUCAAUUCAUUGAACGCCUUCUGGUUCAGUCUAGGCUGGUGCACUGUCUUUCUGCUGCUGAGCAUCAUCUUGGCUGUUCGGCUUGCCAAGUUUUACCGCAGAAUGGACAUGGAUGACGUCUACACGGACGGUGCCAUGGAAAACAUGGAACUAUCAAGGCCACCACAUAUGUUCAAAAUGCCCCGAGCAGAGCUGAGGAACUAGCAGUUACCUUGCCAAUUACCUUGCCACCUUUCGUUCUUGAGCAACACUGAGGAUGACACAUGAAUGUCUGCAGAACUGCUUUUUGCUUCUCUUCCCAAUGCGGAGCAUAUGGAUCACCACUCAGAAGCAAAUUCUCCUUGGCCAAGUUGACUUAUCCUGUGAAUGACACCAUUAGGUGUAGCUGCAAGACAUGUUACACAAGAGCAGGCCUAGCUGUGUUCCCAAUACGUAGCCCCACGUGUGUGUGUGUGUGUGUGUGUGUGUGUGUUCUGUGUGUUUCUACCCUAAAGACUAGGCUUGCAGUCUCUGCACUAUGACAUUUCUGCAAAGCCACGAUCCUCCCAUUGGGACUGUAGCUCCUUAUGCCACACUGCAGCAUGUAUAAGUAUUCUGGAGAGCAUGCCUCUUCUUUGAACACCAGUGCCUUACACAGUUAUAUGCCAUUGAAUGAUCCUGCUGGCUUGGGUUGAUGGCUGACUGUGCUUGCUUUCUGUCCAUAAUAAUGAUGGUGGCUCCAGUGAAUGCAAUUAAUCCACCCAGAAGCAGCAAAACUCUCUCCCUGUCCCCAUCUCUAUUUGGGGUUCAGGAAUGCCGUCUGAUGCAGCUGAAUCCAGGAUUUUGUGUGACACAGCUAAAAUGACUGGCUGGGGAAUUUUGGCAAUUCAAUUAUGGGCAUUACAAGAAGCAUCAGGCUGAGCAACAUGACAAUCCUCCCGCAAGGAAGUGGGAGCUGACUUCAGUUUUAUUGGGACUGCUUUAUUUUUUUAACCCUCUAUGGUUUUCUACUGUGUGUUUAAAUUUACAAAGCAAAAUCGUGUGCUCUAAAUCUCUUAAUAAUGAAGGUAUAACUGAAUUGUGUACAAUGCAUUGACAAUGCACUCUUAUUUAAAAAUGCUAAAUAGUGCCUUGCUGUCUCAGGGCAAUUUCUAUCUAUCCUUUACAACAGGGGUGAGGAUCUUGUGGCCUUCCAGAUGUUGUCUGACUCCAGCUCCCAUUAGCCCUAGCGAUCAUGGCAAAUGAUAAGGACUUAUGGAAGUUGUAGUCCAGCAACAUCUGGAGGGCCAUACAUUCUCCAUUCCUGCUUAACAAGAAUCCCAGCAACCAGCAAGUGCUAGGUGGUCCCACCUUCUCCCCAUCCCUACUCUAGACUGGAAAGAAAGGAGCAAGUACUGUAUAGCAAAAGGAGCCUUAGCUAAAAAACAACAACCAAACAACGCAUACUGUAUGGUUCUGCUAAUCCACAUGUGCAGAAAACACAUGUUGCCUUAGGCCACUCAUCAGCAACCUGUCCUCCAGAUGUUUCAGACAGUGAUUUCCCAAGGCAGUACCAUUGCUGAGGCUGAUGGGAAAUGGCAGUCCUAAACAUCUGAAAAGCACCAAGUUGGCAAAGGCUGGUCUAAGUCGGUGGCUAGAACACUUUUUCACAUUUCAUGUCGUCCCUUGCUAUCUCAGGACAUGCAUUGUAUGUUCCCCUAUUGUAUGAACUUCUUCUACCCUCCUCCUUGAUUUGCAGUCUUUGGCAUUUUAUAUUUUCCCAAAACAAUGAAUUUAUACAAAUGCAUUGUGCCAAAAAAAGUAGGUCUCACUGCGGACCGAAAACUCUAGUAGAGCUGGGACUGGCCUCAGCCUAACUUUCAUGCCUUCAAUCUAAACUGCGGGUGGAGUUCAGUGUAGCACUAAGGCGAACUUCUGUCCGUGGAAGGAUUUUUCCUUAUGCAACAGAGUGUUCUCCAACAAAAUCUGUUUUAGGGGUUCCCCCAGUCCUUGGGAGAAAAUGGGGGGGGUGCAGGACAUGCACGGGGGUAGGGGGGGGAGUCCUGUCUGUGCAAGCAGAGACCGUUCUGCUUGUGAAAUAAUUUAGUUGAGCAUUGCCCGUGUGGUAAUAAAGCUUGUCUCUCUUUAAUGGGUUACAAGCUUUCAAUAAGAAGUCCAAGAAGUAAUCAGAAACAGCAUGUGCCAGAUUCCAAGAUACAUUGUACUACCUCCUUUAACAACCACCAGUGGAUUGUACAUUCCACCAGAAAUGCUGGUCUAAAUGUACAUAGAAUAUGUUUAUUGUCAAGGCUGUAUGUUUUUAAAAUUUGGUCUCUGUUAUUGUAGUGAUGUAUUUUCCCAGGUGGAAAGAAGCCUCCCAUGCACCCCAUUCCUGUUUCUAAUAAAUUUCAAUUUGGAUUCCU